AUGGCACUUUCGCGGGAGGGACUCCUGGCGAAGCUGAAGGCAUGGGGCAUACCCCAUCCCACUAUCCAGCAUGCCUUGUCCCCGACUUGCGAGCUCCACAGCGAGAACCUGAAGGGAACGGAGUUCGCGCACCUCAUCGGCAAAGGGCAAGCGAAGAACUUGUUCUUCAAAGUCCCAUCAGGCGGCGGCGCUUUGAAGAACCGACUCUUUCUUGUUUGUGCCCUGGUAGAGACGGCCGUGGACAACAAGACUCUUUCCACACGCCUGGGCAUUAAAGCAUCGUCUCCGCUGCGGCUGGCGUCCGAUGACAUCUUCGAUGAUGUGCUGCAGAUUCCCAAAGGCUCUGUGAAUCCCUUCGUCCUGGCGCAAGAAUCUUGCAGUGAGAUCUUCCUCCUGCUUGACAAGCAGUUCUUGGGCUGCGAAGGUUUACUCUUUCAUCCGAUGUCUUCUGACUUCACUACCUGCCUUGCGCCGACCGAGCUGACGUCUUUCUUGGAGAAGGCAGCACCAGGCCGCUUCCUCUACGUCGACCUUGCCUCGUCUGACAAGAUCGACGUUCCGCCACUGAAGACGGUGGCAAAAGCGGCACCCAAGGAGACAUCGAAACCACCUGCGAAAGAUGCCCCAAAGGAGACGUCGAAAGCACCUGCGAAGGAUGCGCCAAAGGAGACUCCGAAAGCACCUGCAAGGGACGCGCCAAAGAUCGCCAAAGAGUCUUCCGUUUCAUCUGCGCAAGGUGCACCGCAGGAUCCAGAGGCAUGGUAUUGGACCUACCAGACGGCCAUGGGCUGGGUGCUUUGA
Messenger RNA from Symbiodinium sp. CCMP2592, 801 nucleotides. Lineage: Eukaryota; Dinophyceae; Suessiales; Symbiodiniaceae. The record is from the annotation of a GenBank genome assembly.